Molecule: messenger RNA, 3874 nt
Organism: Suillus discolor
Lineage: Eukaryota; Fungi; Basidiomycota; Agaricomycetes; Boletales; Suillaceae
Exons: 27
Coding region: 288-3701 (1137 amino acids)
Molecular function (GO): nitrite reductase [NAD(P)H] activity; heme binding; 2 iron, 2 sulfur cluster binding
Source: RefSeq, a predicted model, not a curated record
GUUGGUUUUCUUGAUGCGACCAACUUUAUUUCACGACAGGUCCACUAUCGCAUGUGAAAUGUGGCAUGAGAUCCGAUUAGUCUCUUUGCCAGACAUUUAUAGACAAGAAAAUAUAGUCUAAACAUCUGGCGUACAGGACUCCCUAGCGGCUACUACUAACUCACUAUUUUUCUGAGCCUGGCGGACUUCCUAGUUCGCAUGCCCUAGCGCCUUGAAGCUCCUCAUCAACGCCGUGAUAUAUUGUCAUCAGCCUGCGUGUGUCGUCAGUCUGCAGAAUUUCCAUCAAGAUGGCCUCCCCGGAAAAGCCAGUCGUACACCAGGAUAGUACUUCCGUGAGUCAGGAUCCACGAAGGACAAUUUUUGUGGUUGGUCUAGGGAUGGUGGGGAUAGCGUUUAUCGAAAAGAUGCUCACCUUGGAUGAAGCCAAACGAUACCGAUUGGUGACAUGCGGCGAAGAGUCCCAUGUGGCGUACAAUCGUGUCGCACUCACAGACUAUUUUCAACACCGCUCCGUCGAGAAACUCUAUCUAAACCAAGUGGAGUGGUAUACUCAACAAGAUCCAGAGCACUUUCUUUUCCAUACUGGAGAACGGGUCACCUCCUUAGACACUGUCGCCCAUUCUGUUACGACCAGCAAAGGGCGCAAUAUAAGUUAUGAUUACUGCGUUCUUGCUACUGGCUCCGAAAGCACUCUUCCGUCAUAUGUUUCCCCAGUCAGGGCUGAGCGAGCCCAGGGAAUAUUCGUUUAUAGAAAUAUCUCUGAUCUCGACAAAAUAUUGUCGUAUUCCGAACAAGAACACGUUCGAGGUGGCCGAGCUGUUGUCGUUGGAGGCGGUCUCAUCGGAUUAGAGGCUGCGAAAGCAGUGUUUGAUCUUGAGACAAUAUCAGAAGUCGUGAUCAUCAACCGUCAAGUCUUCCCACUGUCGCGCCAACUUGAUGACGAAGGUGGAGAAAUUGUCCUUCGACGGAUUGAAGCCAUGGGUGUACGAGUCCUCACUAGGACGUCUGUCAAAGAUAUCAUCACUUCAGAUGGAGUCUUGACUGGCCUCACUCUGUCAGAUGAUCGAUAUCUUAAGGCUGAGAUGGUCAUUCAUGCUAUUGGCAUCACCCCUCGAGACGACUUGGCCCGCCAGGCGGGCCUGAAAUGCGUUGAGAAGGGAGGUGUAGUCAUCAACGACCUGUUGCAGACCAGCGCCCAAGACGUCUAUGCAAUCGGCGAGUGCGCGAGCUGGAAGGACAACACGUAUGGUCUCAUUGCACCUGGGGUGGAGAUGGCUGACAUCUUAUCAUUUAAUUUCACGCAAGUUGAGACUGGCCUCGGUGGCUUCAAACCAAGGGUAAUGAAUAUGCCCGACCUCUCAACAAAGCUAAAACUGAUGGGAGUCGAUGUUGCCUCCUUCGGUGAUUACUUUGCCGACAAGCGCAGUGCACGGGGUGUCCUCACCAGUAAGGUGGCGGUUGCAGAGCCUCUUACUCGAGACAAAGCCCAGAAAUCCAUCGACGGGAAACCUACUGCAUGGCAGAUAAGUCCUUCGGGAAGCACUCCCAGCAACAGAGUGAAGGAAGGCGAAGUUGCAAUCAACACUGUCACUAUGGGGAUGAAGCACGGAAGCCGCCGGGCUGCACUGGAUGGUCCUAUUGAGUGCUUGACUUAUCGUGAUCCGUUCUCGUGUGUUUAUAAGAAGUACAUCUUCACCGCCGACGGCAAGUAUCUAUUGGGUGGCAUGAUGGUUGGUGAUACCUCCGACUAUGUGAAACUCGUGUCCUUAGUCAAGAAGAAGAAAGAGCUAGAGGAGCCACCUUCCAAAUUCAUUAUUGGAUCAGGCUCUAAAGGCCCGGACGAUGGCGCUGACCUCGACGAUGACACCCAGAUCUGUAGUUGCCAUAAUGUCACGAAGGGCUGUAUUAGCGAAUCUGUGAAAGCUGGUGUUACCACUCUGUCAGACCUGAAAGCAAAGACAAAAAUUGGUACUGGAUGCGGUGGGUGUGUGCCUUUGGCCACAAACAUAUUCAAGGCAGAAAUGAAGAAAGCAGGACAUGCUGUAUCGAACCACCUUUGUCCCCACUUUGGUAUAGCCCGACAAGAGCUCUUCAGCAUCGUGAAGAUACGCAAGUUGAAAACAUUCCCAGAGAUCAUGGAGGCUGCUGGUGUGAAAAAAGAUUCACUUGGCUGCGAGAUAUGCAAGCCGGCUAUUGGUUCCAUCCUGUCGUCAUUGUACAAUGAGCUCGUGAUCACACCUGUACACCACGCCAACCAGGACACCAACGAUAAAUACCUUGCUAACAUUCAAAGGAAUGGUACAUUUUCUGUUGUUCCUCGGGUUGCUGGAGGAGAAAUCACGCCGGACAAACUCGUUGUUCUUGGACAAGUUGCAAAUAAAUACAAUUUGUACACCAAGAUUACAGGAGGGCAGCGCAUCGACCUCUUUGGCGCUAAUAAGCAAGAUCUCCCCGACAUCUGGGAGGAACUUGUUGCUGCAGGAUUCGAAAGUGGACAUGCUUAUGGAAAGGCCUUGCGGACUGUGAAGUCUUGCGUUGGUACCACAUGGUGCCGCUACGGAAUCGGUGAUUCUGUCGGAAUGGCCAUUCACCUUGAAGAGCGGUAUAAGGGCAUUCGUUCGCCUCAUAAGAUCAAGGGCGGCGUGAGUGGUUGCGUUCGAGAGUGCGCCGAAGCACAGUCCAAGGACUUUGGCUUGAUUGCAACUGACAAAGGAUGGAACGUUUUCAUCGCUGGAAAUGGUGGAUCGAAUCCGAAGCAUGCAACGCUAUUUGCUAAAGAUGUUCCUCCGUCAAAGGUGGUUCGCAUCCUUGAUCGUUUUCUAAUGUACUAUAUCCAUACUGCGGACAAGCUCAUGAGAACUGCGAGAUGGGUUGAACAGUUUAAUGGUGGUAUUGAGCGACUCAAAGCAAUUCUUCUUGACGACGAGCUCGGCCUCUGUGCGGAUCUGGAGAGGGAAAUGAGCGAGCUUAUCGGAUCUUAUGCAGAUGAAUGGAAAGCUGUGGUCAAUGAUCCUGCAAGGAGACGUCAGUUCCGUCAGUUCGUCAACACUGAUGAACGUAGCCCUCAAACGGCAGUCAUCACAGAGCGAGGGCAGGAACGUCCAGCGGACUGGCCGAAACAGUUGCCUCCCGCCAAACUUGGUGAAUCAGUCAUCGUUACUCCCAAAUCUGAAUGGGAAUGGCGGAAGUUGGCCACUGUUAACGAUCUUAUGCCAACUGAUGAUGCUACCACGUCUGCUGCUGUCAAAUAUGGUGACUCGCAGUUGGCUAUUUUUCACAUUCCCAAGCGGGGCUACUUUGCCACGCAACAGAUGUGCCCACAUAAGCGGGCUUUCGUGCUCGAUCACGGAAUUGUUGGCGACGACCUGGAUGGCAAUCUCUACGUUUCAUGUCCCUUGCACAAACGAAACUUUCGCCUUACGGACGGUAAAUGUUUGAACGACGAAGAUUUUUCCAUUAUUCCGUUUGAUGUGAAGCAAGAAGGUGACAAUCUCCUCGUGCUUCUCCCCGAUUCAGGCAACUUGGAUGCAGUCAUUGGAACAAGCAAAUGGAUGAUCAAACAAGCAACGGUAGAGGUUUCUUCACGCGGUGGUGAAGGGAUCGAAAUUGCCGGUGUUGGAAUGGGUACACCUGAAAGUGGGUCUACGUGCACUGGGGGACAAAGUUUGUGCAGUGGUGGAAAUGCAUCAUUGGAUUGGUGAUUCGAUGGCACCUGCCGUUAUUUAUAUUGGAGAGUCAGAGUUGGUAAUUUUGACACGAAUCAGAAUCGACGAUCCAGCGUCAAGUUAUUUCGUGGCUUGAUCGUGUGAACUGUGGUAAAAGCUAGCUUGUAAAGCACGCCGACCGCGGACGUGCGUUGGCGAGUUGAUUCAUG